UCGAGUACGCAUCGCGUCAAGGAGUGCCGCUCUCAGCGGCAAUGCCGCUAACCGAAGUCCGGCGCAACAAGUCCUGGAUUUUCUUGCCGGGCGAGAAUGCCCAAACUUCGCCGCUGGCUGUACCUGUUACUGUUGCAACAUUUUGCCUGUCACUCCCUCAAUCACCUGCGCGUUUAGCUUCACUCAAGACUUGUUUUCGAUAUUUUGCUGUUUGCCGACGAGGGAAAGUUGCCGUGUGAUUUGGUGUCAAGGUCACUUCAAGACCACGUUUCGUGUGAUAGAGGGGCCAGCAGACAUCACAUUGAAUAAGGGCAUGCGUCACCCUCAUUCUACAAUUCGUAGAGCAGGCCGCAAGCCUCCGCCGCUUUACCACUCCGGUACCCGUCACACUACCAUUCCGCACUAAAGUUUAGGAAUAUUUACCAUUAUCCACCAUGAAGCACGGUAUUUGGUCCGAGGACGAGCACGACCGCUUCCUGCUCGCCAUCAAGGAAUAUCCACGCGGUCCGUGGGGCAGCAUCGCCUCGGCCGUCGGCACACGCUCCGUCCGCCAAGUGCAGACCCACACCCAGAAAUACUACGAGAAGAUCAUGCGAAGAGUGCGAGGGCUGCGCAAGGACCGCAAAACGUGGGCACGAGUCGAGCACCGCAUCGACGACGAUGUGCUCACGUUCUGCGAGUUUAUGAAGAGUAUGGGCAGCAACAAAGUCAUGGUGAGCGACCCGGACGCUCUCAAGAUCAACACCAAAGUGAUCGUCUCUCCACCUUCCAGUACCAACUCCAGUCCCUGCACCAGCCCCGUGCAGUUCCACCUCAGUAUUCAAGACGAACCAGAGCAAGAGCUCGAUGCAACCGAACAACCGCUGACCACCAUUGCCUCCAGUACCAUCGACUUACCCCCGCUAGAAGAGGCGCUCGAUUUCCUCAUUACCAUGAUGGAACAAUGAGCCAAAACUCACGGACAACACCAACACACUAGCCUAAACCAGUAUGAACCCAUUUGUUCCCUAAAUUUUCCGGUUGUUAUCAUAAUACCGAUCUGGCAUUUAUUUUCCCCCAAC
This is a messenger RNA of Phytophthora nicotianae INRA-310, 1061 nucleotides long. RefSeq lists its product as hypothetical. The coding region runs from base 435 to 947 and encodes 170 amino acids. Gene Ontology annotation, molecular function: DNA binding. The transcript has a single exon. The record is from RefSeq and is a predicted model, not a curated record. Lineage: Eukaryota; Oomycota; Peronosporomycetes; Peronosporales; Peronosporaceae.